Solanum dulcamara is the source of this 1067-nucleotide messenger RNA. Its product is annotated as AIG2-like protein D. Lineage: Eukaryota; Viridiplantae; Streptophyta; Magnoliopsida; Solanales; Solanaceae. The transcript is spliced from 5 exons. The coding region runs from base 36 to 557 and encodes 173 amino acids. The record is from RefSeq and is a predicted model, not a curated record.
CCAUUUAGAUUGCAAUAUCUCCAAAUGUUUGGGAGAUGACACUAAUGGCUUCCCCUCAUCAUUCCGUCUGCAAUGUGUUCGUCUAUGGCAGCCUAUUAGCUGACGACAUCGUUCGUGCUCUCCUCAAACGCGUUCCUCCAUCUAAUCCCGCUAUCCUCCACAACUAUCAUAGGUUUAGCAUCAAAGGGCGUGUUUAUCCUGCUAUUCUACCAGUUGAAAACGAAAGAGUUAAUGGGAAGGUUCUUUUUAACAUCACUGUUCCUGAAUUGAAUAUCCUGGAUGCAUUUGAGGAUGACGAGUAUGAAAGGACGACUGUUGAUGUUUCCUUGAUGGAUAGUUCCAAGACAUUACAGGUUGAAACAUAUGUUUGGGUUAACAAGAGGGAUCCAGAUUUAUUUGGGGAAUGGGACUUUGAGGAAUGGAAAGUUUUGCACAAGGGAGACUUCUUGAAAAUGACAAUGGGGUUCAGUGAAGAAAUGGAGCUACCUGAAUCGAAAACCAGAGUAGCAACAUAUGAAUCCUUCUAUGCACAGGAAGAGAAAAAGUCCAAGCCUUGAUGUGUAGUUGUGUUGAUUAGUCUGCCAAUAAAACAACAAAGGCUAAGCCUCCCUAUUCCUCCAUUCCCUAUCCACCAAAAGAUACUAAAUAAAUUAGCUAUGUUGUUCGGACUCUUCACCACACUCGUGUCGGAUUGUUAAAGAAUACAUUAUUUUUGGAAAAUCCAACAUGCACGCAUUGACAUUUUUGAAGAGUCUGAGCAAUUGAGCUAACAUGGAUGUACAGUUUGCACUGCAGAAUGUUGCUAUGUUGCAGCAAUGGGUUUUUUACCCUUUGGUUGCAAGGAGUGUAUUUUUCUUGAUUCUUUUUUCUUAAAUUUCAUUUGUGAUUGGGUGACUAUUAAUAGUGUAUUUCUCGAAUGUAGAAUGAUAUGGACCUCUUUAUGAUAUAUUUGAUUGAUAAGAACAUCGGACAACACUUGAAGAUACUAGUGUUUUUUUAAGUAGGCAUUGGAAAAUUUUUAUACAUUUUUCACUUUAUUUCGAAUUUAUGAAGAUGGAGUUGUGUUU